GUUCCCAGUCAAUUCAUUCGUCGCGAAGUCAUUGCAUGCGCGCGCGUUCACUCAGAAACAUGUACCGGUGAGACUGAAAGUAAAUAACUCGAACGAAUGUAAACAAACAAACAAACUGUGACAAAUAUUUUGCGAAUUUUCUGCGAUGGCGGACAGUUACAACAUGAAGGAAUUUAGCUCUACAGCAGUCAUCACUGAAAAUGGAAUUUUCCCCUCUUCAAUAUCAAUCAACACCAUUAAUACUAAAUGCAAAGAAAAUGAAGUUGAAAAUGCCUACGAACCUUUUCAUAACAGAAAACUGGAACAUCCUAAUUCGGACAUAAGAUCUUUUGCCAAUCUUUUAAAAUCCUCGCUCGGUUCGGGAAUCCUUGCAAUGCCGGCUGCAUUCAAAAAUGCAGGCACUAUAGUUGGUAUAUUCGGAACUAUAAUACUGGGAUAUAUAUGUACGCACUGUGUUUUUUUAUUGGUUAAAACCUCGCAAGAUGUGUGUAAAGAGACAAAAGUUCCAUCUCUCGGAUAUGCAGAAACAGUUGAAGCUGUGUUUGCGACCGGUCCUCAGCCGUUACGGAAAUUUUCAAAAGCUAUGAGGAUAUUUAUAGAUUGGGCGAUGGCCGUCACAAUUCUUGGCGCCUGUGCUGUAUAUGUCAUCCUGCUUGUGGAAUCCGUGCAGCAGAUCGUGGACUACUUUUAUGAAAAGAACAAUCUAACUAUAACUUUGUACUGCUUAAUGUUCCUGGUACCAAUACUAUUGUUCACACAGAUCAAGAACCUCAAAUACAUCGCUCCGUUUUCUGGUUUCGCCAACGUGUUAUUAGUACUGACUUUUAUGAUCUGCCUCUAUUACAUUUGCGCUGACUUCCCCAGUUUUGACUCACGACCAAUGUCGGUACCAGUUGGACGAUUACCGCUAUUUAUCGGUACAGUUAUAUUCGCAAUGGAAGGCAUUGGAGUAGUUCUGCCAGUAGAGAACACCAUGGCUAAACCUCAACACUUCCUCGGGUGUCCCGGCGUGUUGAAUAUUACGAUGACCAUUGUAGUCCUCCUCUACAUGAUUAUGGGGAUUUUGGGAUACUUGCGGUAUGGAGACGCUGCGGAAGGAAGCAUUACAUUAAAUCUGCCUACAGAAGAAAUACCCGCAUUAAUGGCAAAAGUUUUCAUCAUCUUGGCGAUCUUCUUCACUUACAUUCUACAAUUCUACGUGCCAAUGGAAAUCGUGUGGCGCAAUACGAAACAUCUCGUUGGACAAAAAUACCAUAAUGUAGCUCAAGGCGUCAUGAGAGCAUUCUUCGCCAUCGUUACUGUAAUCGCUGCCGCGUCUUUACCACGGCUGGAACAAGUGAUCGGACUCGAAGGUGCAUUCUUUUACUCUUUCCUGGGCCUCAUAGCUCCGUCGCUAAUGGAACUCAUCUUUUGCUGGGACCGAGGCCUGGGGAAAUUCAACUAUAUUCUAAUCAAAGAUGCUAUUCUCAUCGUCUUUGGUGGCUUCGUUCUAGUGACGGGCGUCAUGCAAAGUAUUAGAGAAAUUAUUAGAACUACUUAGAGUUGCGUUACUUGAGGUGAUAAUAGAAUAAUUGUAAUGUUUGAUACGCUUGUAAAUAUUUUAUAUAGAAGUAUUAUUUUAAUGAUAAUAAUGAAUAGAUAAGUACCUAUAUUUGAUGACAAACAUCUUUGCCGCAGUUGAGUUGUAUGUGUAAACAGGAGUUCAAUCUACAAGGGAUAAUUGACGACAGUAAAUAGCUAGUGUAUAAUGUACAAUUAUUGCUAUAAACGGACACUAAGUAGGGUAGAUCGGCAAUAGCAUUACCUACGCUAUUAGACUUUACAUUCUUAGAUACACUUUCGAUUCCACUCAAGACUGUAUUAGGAGUGGGUACGACCAGUGGAGUGCACUUCAUAGAUGCGAAAGUGCACUGCCUCCCUCAGGACUCAUUACGAAUCUAUAUUGGAGAUGGAAUUAGAUAAUAUGUGCAAUUUUCACGCAUAGCGCCUACCCUAGUUAAAAGUCUUGAGCUCGCCAUUGGGUACGACAACAGUCCGACGGGUGAGGAUCGAACUCAUGACCUCUAAUUACAACAACAAUAAUCAAUAAAAUAGUUUGGACCUAGUCCGAUGCACAUUUGUACACUAUUCUAAAUUUAACUAACUAUAAAAUUAGCAGAUACCAAAAUGUUGCAAAUUAUAAAAUGUUUUUAUUGUAGGUAAGUUUACGUAAAUAAAACAAUUCAAAACUAAA
This is a messenger RNA of Bicyclus anynana (squinting bush brown), 2233 nucleotides long. Its product is annotated as proton-coupled amino acid transporter-like protein pathetic. Gene Ontology annotation, molecular function: amino acid transmembrane transporter activity. The record is from RefSeq and is a predicted model, not a curated record. Gene Ontology annotation, cellular component: vacuolar membrane. NCBI's taxonomy places the organism in Eukaryota, Metazoa, Arthropoda, Insecta, Lepidoptera, Nymphalidae. Gene Ontology annotation, biological process: amino acid transmembrane transport. Bases 146 to 1540 code for a protein of 464 amino acids. The transcript has 9 exons.